Messenger RNA from Panicum hallii, 1744 nucleotides. RefSeq names its product 1-aminocyclopropane-1-carboxylate oxidase 1-like. The coding region runs from base 299 to 1279 and encodes 326 amino acids. The record is from RefSeq and is a predicted model, not a curated record. NCBI's taxonomy places the organism in Eukaryota, Viridiplantae, Streptophyta, Magnoliopsida, Poales, Poaceae. The transcript has 2 exons.
UCCACAUGGAGCGGUCUCCAACUCUCUCCAUCGAUCCUGACAUCCGGCGUUUAACCACUGGAUCACCUUUCAAGCUUAGAUUCGUUCGGUUACAGUUACGGGCUCGUUUUAUAGAGUACGUAUAUUGUGUUAGAGUUACGGGCUUGGAGUCCAUAAAUUGCACCCUUGACGACCCCGUUUUCCUCACAGCAGAGCAUUGCGGCCUUGCGUAGAGCGCUAGCCAUAGACACGGGAAACGAGAAGUAGCCAGAUAGUCGUCGUUGCUUGGGGAAGAUCGGAGUUGUUUUGGGAGCUGGAAAUGGCACCGGCUUCAUCUUUCCCGAUCAUCGACAUGGGGCUGCUCGCCGGGGAGGAGAGGCCGGCGGCGAUGGACAUGCUGCGCGAUGCGUGUGAGAACUGGGGCUUCUUUCAGAUCCUGAACCACGGCAUCUCGACGGAGCUGAUGGACGAGGUGGAGCGGCUGACCAAGGGCCACUACAAGCGGGUGCGCGAGCAGCGGUUCCUCGAGUUCGCGAGCAAGGCGCUCCAGGACGGCGGCGGCGGCGCGCGCGGCGUCAAGGCGGAGAACCUGGACUGGGAAAGCACCUUCUUCGUCCGCCACCUCCCGGAGUCCAACCUCGCCGAGAUCCCCGACCUCGACGACGGGUACCGCCGCGCGAUGAGGCGGUUCGCCGGCGAGCUGGAGGCGCUGGCGGAGCGGCUGCUGGACCUGCUGUGCGAGAACCUCGGCCUGGAGCGCGGGUACCUCGCGCGCGCGUUCCGCGGGCCCAGCAAGGGCGCCCCGACCUUCGCCACCAAGGUCAGCAGCUACCCGCCGUGCCCGCGCCCGGACCUCGUGAGCGGCCUGCGCGCGCACACCGACGCCGGCGGCAUCAUCCUGCUGUUCCAGGACGACCGCGUAGGCGGGCUCCAGCUGCUCAAGGACGGCGCGUGGGUGGACGUGCCGCCCACGCGCCACUCCAUCGUGGUGAACCUGGGCGACCAGCUGGAGGUGAUCACCAACGGCACGUACAAGAGCGUGGUGCACCGGGUGGUGGCGCAGUCCGACGGGAACAGGAUGUCCAUCGCGUCCUUCUACAACCCGGGCGGCGACGCCGUCAUCUUCCCGGCGCCGGCGCUGGUGAAGGCCGAGGAGGCGGCCGCGGCGUACCCCAGGUUCGUGUUCGAGGACUACAUGAAGCUGUACGUGCGGCACAAGUUCGAGGCCAAGGAGCCGCGGUUCGAGGCCUUCAAGUCCAUGGAGACCGGGGGCUCCAACCGCGGCAUCGCCAUCGCGUAACGACCGGGCAGGGCGUGCAUCUUGCUCCAGAGCCGGAGUCGUACGUGUCGGGAGCAGAUUGGAAUGUGCUGAAUAAAUGGGCCAGACAGGUUCAGAGUAUCUUUUAAAAGUAUUUCUAAAAUCUACUCUCUAAAUUAUUAUUUAGAGUGCGUAGUCUAGAAAGUAAUUCUCGCUUUCUAUCUUUGGCUAGCGAAAAAAUCGAAAUAGAGAAGAUUUAUAUUUAGAUAUCCAAUAGAGAGACCCUUGGAUACUAAAAUUCUCUAUUGCUAUAGAUAUAAAGAAUUUACUAAGGUACGAUGUGUUCGGCAUCCUCGCUGUGUCGUUUGAUCGCUGUUGCUCUCUGUUCUCGACCAGCAUGUGUUGUAGUUGCGCCCGUAAAUGCCCGUUCUAGCGAGCCCCCUGGUGCGGUUCUGCUUGUGUUCUCAAGUUACAGGACAGAAAUUUAUCUUAUUGUAUUUUCGAAGA